CCCCUGCCCUGGGACAGCGCACAUCGGCGUAGGCCAGUGCCCGGGCGCCGGGGAGGAAGUGCACAGGCAGCUCAGGAGGAAAAUGGCCCAAGCUACUGCACCAGCAACAUCCAUCCAUGAUGAAGACUCCUCUGAAAGCAGAAUGGUGGUUACAUUCCUCAUGUCAGCACUUGAGUCAAUGUGUAAAGAACUUGCCAAGUCCAAGGCAGAAGUUGCCUGUGUUGCUGUAUAUGAAACAGAUGUGUUUGUAGUUGGAACUGAGAGAGGAAGAGCCUUUGUCAAUUCUAGGAAAGAUUUUCAGAAGGAUUUUGUUAAAUACUGUGUUACAGAAGAGGAGAGGGCUGCAGAACUGCAGAAAACAAAAAGUAUACCACCUGUAAACAGACUGACAGUGGAUAUUGUGGAACUGGAAGCUCUCAGAAAGUCUGUGGAGGACUUUUUCUGCUUUUGCUAUGGUAAAGCUUUAGGAAAGUCAACAGUGGUGCCUGUGCCAUAUGAGAAGAUUCAGAGGGACCAGUCUGCUGUGGUAGUGCAGGGCCUGCCCGAAGGACUUGCAUUUAAACAUCCAGCAAAUUACGAUGUUUCAACCCUGAAGUGGAUUUUGGAAAACAAGUCAGGGAUCUCAUUUACCAUCAAAAGGCCUUUCCUAGAGCCAAAGAAACACCUAGGAGCUCAUAUGACAGAUCCUUCACAUUCAAUUAUACCUCCAGGUGGAAGUUGUCCUCCUAUUCAAGUGAAAACGGAACCAAAUGAGGAUUCUGGAGUUGCUUUGGAAAUGGCAACAGUAACAGUGAAGGAGGAAUCGGAUGAUCCUGACUAUUAUCAAUAUAAUAUUCCAGGCCCUUCCGAAACAUCAGAGAUGGAUGAAAAAAUUGCUCUUGCAAAAAGUUACACAGAUUCUUCCCAGCAUGCCCCUUCAGAAACAAGUGAGGAUCCUGAGGUCGAGGUCACCAUCGAAGAUGAUGACGACUACUUGCCCCCUAACAAGAGACCGAAGAAUACCGAGUCAGCUAAUGAAGCUGCCAAUACUGGGAGAAGAAAAGUGAGAGAGUUCAAUUUUGAGAAAUGGAAUGCACGAAUUACAGACUUGAGAAAGCAAGUUGAAGAGCUGUUUGAAAAAAAAUACGCUCAAGCUAUAAAAGCAAAAGGUCCAGUGUCUAUCCCAUACCCACUCUUCCAGUCACAUGUGGAAGACUUAUAUGUGGAAGGGUUGCCAGAAGGAAUUCCCUUCAGGCGGCCAUCCACAUAUGGCAUUCCCCGUCUUGAGAGGAUACUUCUAGCAAAGGAGCGAAUCCGGUUUGUGAUUAAAAAGCAUGAGCUUUUGAAUUCAACACGAGAAGAUGUGCCACUGGACAAACCAGUUGCAGGAGUGAAAGAGGAGUGGUAUGCCAGAAUCACCAAACUGAGGAAGAUGGUAGAUCAACUCUUCUGUAAAAAGUUUGCUGAGGCCUUGGGGAGCACUGAACCAAAAGCUGUUCCAUACCAGAAAUUUGAGGCCCAUCCUACUGACCUCUAUGUUGAAGGGCUGCCAGAGAACAUCCCUUUUAGGAGUCCCUCCUGGUACGGAAUCCCUCGCCUUGAAAAAAUAAUUCAAGUGGGCAACAGAAUAAAAUUUGUGAUCAGAAGGCCAGAGCUGCUAACUCUCACUUCAACCGAAGUUAUUCAGCCCAGGUCGAACACCCCAGUGAAAGAAGAUUGGAAUGUCAGGAUCACAAAGCUAAGAAAGCAAGUAGAAGAGAUAUUUAAUAUGAAGUUUGCCCAAGCUCUGGGGCUUUCAGAGGCAGUGAAAGUUCCGUAUCCUGUAUUUGAAUCAAACCCUGAGUACCUGUAUGUCGAAGGCUUGCCAGAAGGAAUCCCCUUCCGGAGUCCCACGUGGUUUGGAAUUCCACGCCUUGAAAGAAUUGUCCGUGGGAGUGGCAAAAUCAAAUUUGUUGUUAAAAAGCCUGAGCUUGUUACUUCCUAUUUGCCUCCAGCACUGGCUAGUAAAAUAAACACUAAAGCAAUGAGUCCAAAGAGUUCAAAAAGGUCACGAAGUCCUGCAGGCAAUUCAAAGGUCCCAGAAAUUGAAGUUACUGUUGAAGAAGGUCCUAAUAAACCACAAACAACAGAUGUUCGAACUAGUUCUCAAACCAAUGGGUCCAAUAUGAGUUUCAAGCCACGAGGAAGAGAGUUUUCUUUUGAGGCGUGGAAUGCCAAAAUAACUGACUUAAAGCAGAAAGUCGAAAAUCUUUUUAAUGAAAAAUGUGGGGAAGCGCUGGGGCUGACUGAACCAGUGAAGGUGCCGUUUGCAUUGUUUGAAUCCUUCCCGGAGGUUUUCUAUGUGGAAGGACUACCUGAGGGGGUGCCAUUCCGCCGACCUUCUACUUUUGGAAUUCCAAGACUAGAGAAGAUCCUGAGAAACAAAUCUAAGAUAAAAUUCAUUAUUAAAAAGCCUGAGAUGUUUGAAGCAGCUGUUAAGGAAAAUUCUGCUAGAAGCCCCCAAAGAAAAAAUAAUUCAUCUAAUAUAGCCAAUACAGCAAGCACCACAACAAACACACUGGUGAACACAGCUGCAGGUGUUGAAGAUCUUAACAUCAUUCAAGUAACUAUACCAGAUGAUGAAAGUGAGCGCCUGUCAAAAGUAGAAAAGGCCAGACAAUUGAGAGAGCAAGUAAAUGAUCUUUUUAGCCGGAAAUUUGGUGAAGCCAUUGGUAUGAAUUUUCCUGUGAAAGUCCCAUACAGAAAAAUCACUAUCAACCCUGGCUGUGUGGUGGUGGAUGGGAUGCCUCCUGGUGUGGCAUUUAAAGCUCCCAGUUAUCUGGAAAUCAGUUCGAUGAGGAAGAUUUUGGAAUCGGCAGAGUUUAUCAAAUUUACUGUCAUUCGACCAUUUCCAGGACUUGUGAUUAACAAUCAGCUGAUGGAAAAAGCUGAAGCAGAAGCACCACCAACAGCACCAGCAGCAGCACCAGUACUACCAGAGUCAGCUGAACCAAGCAAAAUAGAAGUAUCUGUAGGAGAUAUUACAGAAAAAGAAGAAAAUUCUCAAAUAAAGCAGGAACCGGACCCAACGUGGUAGACCUCUUCAGUACUGGUCAGAAGCAUCCAGUUCUGAGAAGAGCCUGCUGGGACUGUCUUGAGCUGUGUAAUAUAACUGUAUAAGAGAAGUACCUUCUAUACAAACCCUUUUUGUACUUUUAGAUAGAAAUGUCUACUUUUUCAGCAGUUCUGUGAAUUGACUUAAAGCAAAGAAUGACUGUAGAUUUGGAAUGGCUGGUUUUACUUUGGAAUAUAUUAUAAGGACUAAAAUUCGAUGCAGCAAUGCUCGGGAGAUGACAGGGAUUAAAAUCAACAGGGACUUAACAGAGGCUGUCUACAUUUCCCAGUGAAGCUGAAUUUCACCGUACCUGAAUGCAUCUCAGCUUUUGUAAUGAAGAAGAAUUCCUGCAAGUAGUUCAGUUUGUUAGUUUUACUUUGGGGGAGGAAAAAAACAAAAACAUUGCUUUUUGGUUCUUACUCCUUUAAUGGCUGAUUGGACAAUAGUAUCUGUAUAUUUGAACUAAUUUUUCCUAUGAUAUCUAUCACAAUUCAUAUGUUUUUCAUAAAUAAAAGAUAAACUGGUUCACUUGACCGUUAGUACGCAUUAAUGAGAUGGACUGUGAAAUGGUCAGUAUUUCAGUGUGUGGAUUAGGAACCAAUUUAAAUUAAACCCUGUUAAAGUUUGUUCCAUUAAUUCAAAGUAGUAAGUGCAUGCUUUAUCAGAAUAUCACAUGGUUUAUGUAUGAUGGGUCUGGCCUUGCAGUCCUAACGUAGGCAAAACUCGCAUGGACCUGAGUGAGAGCUUUUCUCCUGAAGGCUGUGGGAGAUGCCCUUCUGUUCAUCUAGAACUAGUUAUGGAAACAUACGCUACAAGCUGCUGUAAGUCCUACUAUGUCAAAAGUUAAGUCCCCUAUAGUCCUGGUUACACCCCACAUCAUGUAAAAGACUCGUGCACAUUUUUUUUAAGUUUCACAAACCAUAAGAGAUGUAAAAUUCUGGGUAUAUGAUAAUCUCUAUAGAGAAGAUGCAGAUUAUUGUAAAGGUUUCUCUUUUAUUGGCAUGGGUUUGGGAUGACUGCGUUAUGCACAAAUGGUAAACCUUAUUCCCUGAUUAAGAAAUAAAGACCUUCUGAUGGUUUUCAUGACUGUCCAUGCAGUAUACGUUUACAUAUUUUACAACAAAUCAAGUUACAGCAGUAAUUCUGUAGGCAGGUCGAACAUGCUGUAGCUUAGUUACUCAUUCCCGCAAAGGAAGUAAGCUCCAGUCAUGCCUUUCAGACAGAAAUCCAGCUCUGGGUGGGUGAGGUUGUUGUAUCUUCAAGGAAAAUUCUGAAGCCUUAAAUUCAGUUAGAUACAGUGUCUGUUCCCUGGGACCAACCUGAAAUUCAGCAGAUGAAUUUCAGAGCAGCACACGCUCUGUCAUUCUGGAGGCAAGGGAGAGCUGUAGGAUGCGUGCUUAACAUUUUCACAAUUGCUCUGUGCAGAUCUAGGUGCUCCCACUUAAAUACUCAGACCUUGUGCUGUUGAUGUCAGUAGGAGCAGGGUUAGCCCCAUGCUGAGUCAUUUUGAAAAUGCUCAUCCCCAUUGUACUUUCCAGCUCUCCAGAUGGGAACCGGUGGUGACCGAUGCAGUGCUGCCUUCCUGUCUCGGCAAACAGCUGCUAUCUCAGUCCCAUGGGAAUGAGCCCAUUGACUUAAUUUACCUGUUGACUCUCAGCUGUAUGGGUGCUAUCCCAAAUCAUAACCACUGAUGUAUUUCACUGCUCAUUGCUUUAAUAGACAUGCUCAGUUAAUGUACCUCCAUAAACAGGUUGUUAUCAGGGCGAUGGCCAGUUCCGCGAUUGCUGCUACAAAUGUUUAGAAUGAGGAAAUGAGUUAAUGCAGCUUUCCCUGGGUUUUUAGCUGGCUCUCAACUUCCCCUUUUGAAAAAGCGGAAGGACGGGCCAUCCCUUCUUCACUCGAAGCUAUCUUUAGGAGGCACUUACUGCACAGCCGCCUGCCCAGCAAGGCUAUAUAUUGCUGAUGGAAUUGUUAGUGCUCCCUCAAAAUGAGGGCAAGGCAUCAUAGCAAAGGAACUGUGAAAAUAAGUAAUUCCAGCCUACUGCCUUGUCAAGUAUAUAACAGCAGAGUGUGGACAUCCUGCAACUUCAUGUGCAGGAGCUGAAAAAAAAAAAAAGAAGUGAAAACCGAUGCAGUGGUUCUUACUGGAAGGACUGGAGUCCUUCCGUGAUGCUGGGAGUCAGGGGGGUGGUGUGCCUUGGUUCCGUCCCGCUGCUGGGCUUACGGUAAUGCUGCUGGGUGCAUCGGCAUUCAACACUGAAGUGUCUUUUUGGUCUCGGACAUUUUGAGUUAUAUCCAGUAGAGAGAUAUUAGACUGACAAAAUAAUUGCACCAAUAUUUAUACCUUCCAAAUAUCCAUUUUAUAUUAAAGAAGUAUCUAUCUCUCUAUAUA
Messenger RNA from Haliaeetus leucocephalus (bald eagle), 5465 nucleotides. It is a transcript of the gene GTF2I, whose product is annotated as general transcription factor IIi. Gene Ontology annotation, cellular component: nucleus. The transcript has 34 exons. Bases 83 to 3055 code for a protein of 990 amino acids. Lineage: Eukaryota; Metazoa; Chordata; Aves; Accipitriformes; Accipitridae. Gene Ontology annotation, molecular function: DNA-binding transcription factor activity. The record is from RefSeq and is a predicted model, not a curated record.